Dreissena polymorpha is the source of this 1692-nucleotide messenger RNA. RefSeq names its product COP9 signalosome complex subunit 3-like. Lineage: Eukaryota; Metazoa; Mollusca; Bivalvia; Myida; Dreissenidae. Gene Ontology annotation, biological process: ubiquitin-dependent protein catabolic process. The record is from RefSeq and is a predicted model, not a curated record. Bases 108 to 1385 code for a protein of 425 amino acids. The transcript is spliced from 15 exons. Gene Ontology annotation, cellular component: COP9 signalosome.
AAAAAUAUAUAUUCUGUAAUAUGAAUGAUGCAAGCGAUAUUAUGGAAGACUUGUAAAAAAAACUGAAGUGAAAAAGAAGGUGGAACAAAGUCGGAACUAUAAUAAUUAUGUCUGUCAGCGCUCUGGAACAGUAUGUCAUCACUGUGAGAACUCUUUCUGAGCAGGGAAACUUUGCUCAAUUGUGUGAUUUCAUCAGCAAAAGUGUUGAAACACUCGGCAAAAAUGAAGGGCCCCUGAACAAUGUUUUGGCAACUCUGGAUGUUCAACAGUACUCACUGGGUGUUCUAGGCAUUCUUUGUGUAAAGUACAGUAUGCCAAAUAUUGCUGAUUUUGAAACCCUGUUUGUACAGACACAAGAGUUCAUUCUCUCAUGUAAUGGGGAACAUGUACGAUACGCCACUGACAGUUAUGCAGACUUAUGCCAUAAAUUUACACACAAUCUUGUGGAAAGAAAACAGCCAAACAGGGGAAUUCCUAUACUAGUGAUGGCGAUAAACAAGAUUCAGUUGUUUCCUGCCCAGCUUACCUCAAUACAUGCAGACCUGUGUCAGUUGUGCUUGUUAUCAAAGAACCUUAAGCCAGCCUUGCAGUUUAUGAAUGUGGAUAUUACAGAUAUCAGCAAGGAGGGUGACCAUUACGAUGCCAAGGAUUUCUUGUCCUAUUACUACUAUGGAGGAAUGAUCUACACUGCUCUAAAGCAGUUUGAAAGAGCUCUCUACUUCCUAGAAAUUGUGAUAACAUGUCCCAGUAUGGCUGUGAGUCAUAUCAUGUUGGAAGCCUACAAGAAGUUCAUCCUUGUGGCACUGAUACUGCAUGGCAAGUUACCAGCUCUACCAAAAUAUACGUCGCAAGUAGUUGCAAGAUACAUAAAGCCUGUGUGCCAGCCCUACCAUGAUCUGGUGACAGGGUAUUCCACAAACAACCCAGAGGAACUGCAGAAAGUCAUUGACAAACACCAGGAAACAUUCAUGAGGGACACAAACAUCGGUCUGGUAAAGCAGUGUCUCACAUCCCUUUAUAAGAAGAACAUACAGAGGCUCACCAAGACCUUCCUCACAUUAUCUUUGACGGAUAUGGCCAACAGAGUGAAGCUCUCUGGUCCCAAGGAGGCUGAGAAAUACGUUCUACACAUGAUUGAGGACGGUGAGAUAUAUGCUACCAUCAACCAAAAAGAUGGCAUGGUGAGGUUCCAAGACAACCCUGAGAAAUACAACAGCAGCAGAAUGUUGCUUCAGUUGGAUUUAGAGCUUCAAAAAUGUAUUCAACUCGACUCAAAAUUAAGAGAAAUGGACAACGAAAUAGCUGUCAACCCACAGUAUGUUCAAAAGAGUUCCGGUCUGCAUGAUGACGAUAUACCUGGAAGUUCCAAGAUGCAGAGUUACUAAGGACAUUGGAAUUCUAUAAAUCAUAUUAACUGACACAUUUGUGGCUGUGAUGUAUAGGAACUUGCAAGUGAAACAUAAAGUUGGGCCCUGAGGUCUCAAUAAUGCUUAAUAAGAAUAAUAUGUGAGCAAGUUUUCCACAAGUGCUUACUUGAUUUUACUGAAGUAUUGCUAUAAUUCUUGCAUAAAGUACUUGAAACUUUCUAAUAAUUAUACAUUCUCUGAUGCAGAUUCCGAUUUAGUUAAUCUCAGAGUAUUGAAAUAAAAAAAAUACGUUUUGAUUGAAUUUUAUUAAAGACAUUGCACCUAA